Messenger RNA from Dermacentor andersoni, 2651 nucleotides. Its product is annotated as neprilysin-2-like. Lineage: Eukaryota; Metazoa; Arthropoda; Arachnida; Ixodida; Ixodidae. The record is from RefSeq and is a predicted model, not a curated record. Gene Ontology annotation, cellular component: plasma membrane. Gene Ontology annotation, molecular function: metalloendopeptidase activity. Gene Ontology annotation, biological process: protein processing.
UUUAAUACUUAAUUAGCCGAUUCACGAAAGCUCCACUUCACAUAUUCCAAAAUGUGCGUUGCAUCUGCAUAAUUAUUUCUUACGCAGAUUCUGAGAAUCAGUACCAAGGAAGAAGACGUUCGAGGGGAUCGUGCCAAGAAAGUCGUUAUCAUAGGCGCUCUCUUCGUGGCUUUGUGCGUGCUGAUCUUGGUGGCGUUGAGUUUACUUGGCCGAACUAGAGGUGGGGGCCCGCGACUUUGUCUGACGGACGACUGCUCGGCGCAUAGGAGUCUACUGAGCGCCUUCCUCAACAGCAGCGUGGACCCGUGCCAAGACUUCGACGCGUUCGUAUGCCCGAAGUCGGGUGCGAGCUUCACAGAAGCGCCCGCCGUCGGCGUCACCAGGUCCAUCCUUUCGCUCAUGCGGUGGCGUUGGCUGGACGGCUUGCGGAAGCUACUCCAACGCGGGAAGGAGCGCCUGGUCGUCGGGGGAAGAAAAGCGCUGUUCAUGUACACGAGCUGCAUCACUCAGGAGACGGAAGCGUCGACCAGAGACGCCGUGACGCUGUUCAUGGGCAAGCUGAACUUGCGACGGCCUGCGGAGCCCAUACCCGAUGGCCACGCGUUUGGAGUUCUUCUUAACCUUGCGUUCAAGUGGAACGCGCCGCUGUGGUUCAGGGUCAGCCUGCUGCCACAAGAGGCCCAUCACCCGCAUCGGCGACUCCUCGUCAGUACGAACCCUCUGAUGGCCGAGUGGCAGGAGUCGCUGGUAGCACUGAGGAGCGUGCGCGAGUACCGCGAGCGCUGGAGCGAAAGCCAGGGGCUGCUUCUCAACGACAGCGUGGUCGCGCGAAGUUACGCGAUGACCGUGACCAUCUUCCGCACGUUUCUGAACCACUCGGCGGACGGUGCUCCGUGGCAGUUUUUCCUCGAGGACGCCUCAAGGCACGUCACGUUUUCCGAGGACAUGACGCUGCUGCUGAACGAACACCUACAACCGAAGCGUAAUUUCUCCGAACGAGACGUGAUCGUCUUCGAGGAAACGGGCCUUUUGAAAGCAGUGAACGUUUGCUUCGCCUUGUACGAUGACUCGGAAUUGCUGGACCACAUUCACUGGCUCUUUGCGGAGACGUACGGCUCGAUAGCCGACCUGUCACGGCUCUCGGUGAACCUCCACGGCGACGACUCUAAGAGAGACAAGAGACGGCCGUACUACUGCGCCGCCGCGGUGGAAGCCAGCUACCCGUUACUGGUUAACGCGCUGUUCGCUGUGUCGCGGUUCACGCCCGCAGAACGGCAAUUCCUCGUUGACCUGCCAAACAAAGUUUACGGAGAGGCGGUCAAUUUGUUGAGAAAAGCCGAUUGGUUCGACUGGCGCACCAAGAGCAAGGCACUCGCGAAAUUCGAACGCCUACGGACUGUGCUGUGGCCUCGGGAGGACCUCCUGAAAGACGCUGGUAUCGCCGGCGUCUACCACGAUUUUCCCGAUAGCGCGCCUUCGUUCGACGCCUUCUGGGUCGAUACGCGACGAGCCAUGAGCGACUUCCAAGCCGAACGUGGGCCAGCAGCGGCCUUUGAGUUGACGAGCGCACCGAGCAGCUACGUCUUGCCGCUCGUCAAGUACACGCACGUUCUCAACACUGCCUUCGUUUCAAUGGGAGCCCUGGAGGUGCCGCUCUACUACAGUUCGGGCACCAUGGCGAUGCUGUACGGUGGACUCGGGUACCAGUACGCCCAACAGAUCGUUCGGGCGCUGGACAGAGUCGGCGUAACGGUGGACGAGCACGGAGACCGUGUGGAAAGCUGGCUUUCCGCUUCGUCGGCAGACGGGUUCGAGAAGCGAGUGAGAUGUCUCGGUUCGGCGGACGGCGACAUCUUUCCAGAGGUGCCCGCCCUGGAGGUGGCCUACGCGACGUACGUCAGAGCGGCCGCGGAAGGAAGAGACGAGCGCCGUCUGUACGCGAAUGUCAGCGAAGCGCAGAUCUUCUUUAUCACGAUGUGCCUCGCAAUGUGUCGACUGCCGAAGACGAGGAACUGCAACAAGGCUGUCAUGGCGUUCCGCCCUUUUGCGGACGCGUUCGGCUGCAAACCGGGCACCAAGAUGAACAGGCCGCAGAAGUGCAGCUUCUUCGAAUAGCAUCGUCGGUGAUGAACCAAUAGUCGCUGCAUUUUCCUCUGUUAUUUCUUUUUUUUUUUGUUUGCCCGUCAUUUGCUACGCCCCGCAAGGAAGUCGCAGGCUUCUUUUUUCUGCCGCCAUGCAAUGUGGACAAAUGGCACAGUUCGCGUCAAAGGCGUUCGUUUUUUUUUACUUUUUUUGUGAUUCUAAUUCUUUAAGAUUGAUUUCUUCAAGCGAUCGAUUCCACUGGCAACUAAGUGUUUUAUGUAAUGUUACACGUGAAAGCAUAAUGGAGUGCGCAAUAGCAUUUCUUUUCGUUGGUAUGAAUUGCGCAUACAUGUUUAAUUUUCCUGCACAAGAUUUCAACCCUGACUCGCGCUUUGAUUGUUAAGUGUUAUACAGUGAAAUGCGACUUUACACUCUUACGUUAAGUUCUUAUGUUGUUUAUAAAUUUGCCUAAUCAUUUCAGAGCUAGUUCUCAAGGCAGGGGAGUGCUUGGUCUGUAGUCGUGUGUGUAUAUAAUAUUUCGAUGUGAUUAGCAUUUCUUGGAACCUUUA